Molecule: messenger RNA, 3077 nt
Organism: Cyclopterus lumpus (lumpfish)
Lineage: Eukaryota; Metazoa; Chordata; Actinopteri; Perciformes; Cyclopteridae
Product: SLAIN motif-containing protein-like
Exons: 9
Coding region: 322-2166 (614 amino acids)
Biological process (GO): positive regulation of microtubule polymerization; microtubule nucleation; cytoplasmic microtubule organization
Cellular component (GO): microtubule plus-end
Source: RefSeq, a predicted model, not a curated record
ACAUAACAGAAGCUCCACACGGGGAGGAGCGAGCCGCUGUUGGUCCGUUCAUUGGGCUAACUAGUCCAUCAACAAGCUAGUUAACGUUAGCUGUGAGCGAUGCGAUGGACGCCAUCGGUGAUGCUCGAGCAUCAAGAAAACAUGGACUAGCUAACUGAUAUUCUUCCCGCUGUGUUGACAACCAUUACCGAGGCAAGGACCGUUUCAGGUGGCGGUAAUUAGCUGCUCCAUCAAUGCGGUCGCUGGUGCACACCGGGGUUUGAGCUCCGGGUGGCGGGCUCGCUGGGACGAAACAACACGGCUCACUCACCGAGAAGGAGCAUGGUGGUCCCGGACAGUGCCAGCGUGGUCCCCGAGGCUGACAAUGGCAGUACCACUGGCUUCAAAGAGAGCUCCGAGCCUGGGUGCGAGGAGGAGGAAGAAGAGGGGGGUCCGGAACGUGCAGGGGGGGAGCUGGAGGAGGUACGAAAGCUGCAGGAGCUUGUUCGUAGGUUGGAGGUCCAGAACGAGACUCUGCGCAACAGGGGGAGCAAGACUAUCGUCCACAGAGGAGCCAGCGGCAACAGCAACCUCACAGACGCUGUGUACAUCAGCGAGAGGCUGACUUGCGAGGAGGUGACCAACUCCCACCUCAGAUUGGACCACGGUGGCAAGUCGGGCAUAGCAGACUUUGAGCUGUCGUCCACUCAGGACAGCAGCAGUGGUGAAGACAUGUCCCCUCUGCCCAGGGCCAACAGGCUGGAAGGAGAGGAUGAAGAGGAGGACCAGGGUCCAGGUGGGGGUUUUCUCACCUUGACCUGCAGCAAUGGAGCGGCCCAGACUCCAGAGAGCCCUUCUCAGGAAAGUUACGAGUCAGAGAGCCACUCGGGAGUGGACCAAACUGCACUGGAUGAACUGGAUGUCCUAAAUUUGGAGGAUGAGUGUGCAGACGUAGAGGACGACGACAGAUGGUUGUACGUGGCUCCAAAAAAGCAAAUGGACGAUCAAGGCCCAGAGUCUCCAUUGAAGUGGUGUCGGCAGGCUCUUGACCAUCGCAGCCCCGAGACAGAAAUAGCUUGUCGGACCCUGAUCAGCCGCUUGGACCAGACGUCUCGAUGGAGGAACAUGUACAGUAGCCCAUCAGCAGAGGCAGGCUCGACAGGCUCAGGCCUGAUCUCUCCUGGGUACCACAAAUCGACUAACAAAUCCCUACUAACCUGUGGCAGCUCAGGUGUCACAACCAUGCACUCUGCCCUGAGCUCGCAGUCCUCCAUAGACAGUGAGCUCAGCACAUCCGAUGACUCCAUCUCUAUGGGCUAUAAGCUGCAGGAUCUCACUGAUGUCCAGAUCAUGGCUCGCCUACAGGAAGAGAGUCUGAGGCAGGAUUAUGCCUGCAGCUCAGCAUCUGCAUCACGCCGCAGCUCCACAGCCUCGCUACACUCCCUGCGCCGGGGUGGCACCCACAGCGAUCAGGAAUUUGACAGUUACAGCCUGGAAGACGAAGAGGACGAGUUUUGCUCCGUGCCCCAGCGACGACAUCGCUUCACCCCUUCGCCGUUAGGAUCACCCCGGUGCUUGUCCCCCUCCACCUCCAAUCACGGUCAGGAAUACAGCAGCCGACUCGGGGCUCCACGCACAAGAGCACCCAGACGAUCCCUCCAGGGCCCCAGUGCAGAGCUGCUUACGUUUGCCAAGAGUGAGGAAGAGUUGAGGCACAGCAUGCCUAAUCUGGCCCCCCGCACCAGCCUACGUUCCCUGGAGGCAGUCAGAAACAGUCGCAGCAUGGAGGCUAACCUCCAGAGCUCUGGCAACCGCAUGUCCCACCUGACUCACUCCCCCUCCACAGUUAUGGCUUCUAGUCGACUGCGGGGCAGUGGCCAGUCACCUCUCUCUCUGCGGACUCCAGUGAAAGCGGUUACUCCUGUGGGCUCUAUGGCAGCUGGUCGCCAGCCUUCCAGAGGUUUGCCUGUUGUCCAAGCACCGCCUGCCGGAGGGGGCCGCAGGGUCCAGUCACCAGGCUCUGCCAAUGGCGGAGCCUACAUACCCGGGAGAGCCUCCGCUGGUGCAGGGAGGGCCGCCGUGGGCCGAGGACAGGCAUCUACCCGGAGUAAACUUUCACAGCCCCCAAGGAGGUCUUUGGGCAUGACUAAAAUGUCAGAUGAAUCCUGGAAAGAUGGCUGUUACUGAGCCUGGCCGGUGAUGAAGGAUGUCCACUGCUGCAACCCUCACCUGAACUCUUCCCUUUUACCUCUUAUAGAACACGGCCACUGUGAGGUCGUACAACCUUUCGGUCCCCAUUUAAGACUGGAGCGCUGGGCUGCACUGGAAUCUUAGUCAAGACGUAUCUCUUUUCCUUGCAUGAAACAUUGUCAACCCACACAAAGAGGAUGUGUAGGCAGACACGAAGGCACACAUGCACACUCGACUUGUGAUAUAGACCAACUCUGAGCUUCCAGAAGAUUUGUUUGUGUCAAUUGUACUUAUUUUUCUAUGGUAAUUGUGAGAAACUGCUGGAAUAUUAAGGGUUGUAUCACUGUUCUCGUGAUGUAAUUGAUAUGAAGACAAUUUAAAAUGACGAUAUAGGUGGUUUGUUCAUUUUCUGUGUGCAUUCCUACUCGGUCAAGGUGCUGAAUGUUGCAUGCUUGAUUUUAUUUUUGUUUUAUCCUUAUCAUCAUGUAACUGCAAUAUGAUCUGUGUGAAUUUAUGAAUGUUUGAUUGGUUCAUUGUGUGAUUAUCUUUAGAUUUGUGUUGUACUUGUGUUUUGCUCUUUGCUUACACAGCAAUGCAACUCCUGUGAACCACACUGCCCUUAUAAAUACUAAAUAAAAAAAAUGGAAAAUAUGGUUUGUGCCAAGGCGCAAUUCAGCUACAAAACUCUUUCUAAUUCCAAAAGAAUCUUGAGUCAUUAAAGGUACUGUAUGGUGCUGCAUUUUUACUGCAUAUAAAUAUUUGUGUGCUUUUGGAUACCACUGUAAUGAAGAAAAUGUGUAUGCACUAAGGCCUUGUGCCUUAAGACAGCUAUGCACCCUCAUGCAGAGUGCUUCUGACAAUUGGGCGCUGUAAUGAAAAUUAAUAAUAAAGUCUACCCUGGAACUAUA